Molecule: messenger RNA, 993 nt
Organism: Colletotrichum graminicola M1.001
Lineage: Eukaryota; Fungi; Ascomycota; Sordariomycetes; Glomerellales; Glomerellaceae
Product: malate dehydrogenase
Exons: 7
Coding region: 1-993 (330 amino acids)
Biological process (GO): tricarboxylic acid cycle; malate metabolic process
Cellular component (GO): cytoplasm
Molecular function (GO): L-malate dehydrogenase (NAD+) activity
Source: RefSeq, a predicted model, not a curated record
AUGGUCAAGGCCGUUGUUGCUGGCGCCUCUGGCGGUAUUGGACAGCCUCUGUCCCUCCUCCUUAAGCUUUCUCCUCUUGUCGACGAGCUUGCUCUCUACGAUGUUGUGAACACCCCCGGUGUUGCCGCCGACCUUUCUCACAUCUCAUCCGUCGCGAAGACCACCGGCUACCUGCCAAAGGAUGACGGCGCAAAGGCCGCCUUCAAGGAUGCCGACAUCAUUGUAAUCCCGGCCGGAAUUCCCCGCAAACCCGGCAUGACUCGCGAUGACCUCUUCAACAUCAACGCCGGUAUUGUCAAGGGCCUGAUCGAGGUCGCCGCCGAGGUCGCCCCCAAGGCGUUUAUCCUCGUCAUUUCCAACCCCGUUAACUCAACCGUCCCCAUUUCCGCCGAGGUCCUCAAGGCCAAGGGUGUCUUCAACCCCCAGCGCCUCUUUGGUGUCACCACCCUCGACAUCGUCAGAGCCGAGACCUUCGUUGCCGAGAUUGCGGGCAAGUCCAAGCCCCAUGAGCUGAACGUUCCAGUCAUCGGCGGUCACUCCGGCGAGACCAUCGUCCCCCUGUUCAGCCAGGUCCAGCCCUCUGUCUCCAUCCCUGACGACAAGUACGACGCUCUCGUCAACCGCGUUCAGUUCGGUGGUGACGAGGUUGUCAAGGCCAAGGACGGUGCUGGUUCCGCCACCCUCUCCAUGGCCUAUGCCGGUUUCAGAUUCGCCGAGAAGGUUCUCAAGGCCGUCAAGGGCGAGAAGGGUCUUGUUGAGCCUAGCUACGUCUACCUGCCCGGCGUGCCCGGUGGCAAGGAGAUCGCCGAGAAGACAGGCGUCGACUUCUUCUCCGUUCCCAUCGAGCUUGGCCCCAACGGUGCCGAGAAGGCCGUUGACAUCCUCGGCAACAUCACGGAGAAGGAAAAGAAGCUGUUGGAGGCCGCUGUUGCGGGACUGAAGGGCAACAUCAAGAAGGGUGUCGACUUUGCUCACAACCCCCCUCAAAAGUGA